AUGAAAGGACUCUUCAAGAGCUUAACGCUCUCGUUACCAUUGAGUCUUGCCGCUCUCUCCAGCGCACAGGAAGUUCAAUGGCCGCUUCGAAGCAACGGUCUCACAGACUUGGUCGAGUGGGACCACUACAGCUUCAAGGUCAAUGGCGAACGUUUGUUUAUUUGGUCCGGAGAGAUGCACUACUGGAGAAUCCCAGUCCCCGAACUGUGGGUUGAUGUCCUACACAAGGUGAAGGCUGCUGGAUUCAACGCAGUCUCUUUUUACUCUCAUUGGGGAUACCACGCUCCUCGUGACGGUAUUGUAGACUUCGAAUCUGGAGCUCACAACAUCACCAGCUUGUUCGAGACAUGCAAAUCCCUGGGUCUAUACAUAUUCUACCGCCCUGGACCCUAUAUUAACGCAGAAAGUACUGGCGGUGGUUUCCCAGGCUGGGUCACAACUGGUGCCUACGGAUCUCUUCGCAACAACGACACGAGAUAUACUGAAGCCUGGAAGCCCUACAUUGAGACCGUCAACGGUAUCAUUGCUGAGCACUCUAUUGUCAAUGGCGGCAAUGUGAUUUUCUACCAGGUUGAGAAUGAGUAUGGUUACCAAUGGACCAACACCGCUCAGAGAACCCCCAACGAGACUGCCAUUCACUACAUGGAGCUUCUCGAGACUGUUGCAAACGACACUGGUAUCAACAUGCCUACCGUACACAACAACCCCAACCUUGGUAGCAAGUCUUGGAGCAUGGACUACGAUAUCAAUGACGUUGGUGGUGACACUUGGCUUUAUGCAGUGGAUAACUACCCUUCUUGCUGGAGUUGCAACCUUCAAGAGUGUAGUUCUACCAACUCUCCUGCCCCUGACUUCACAGUUCUCGACUACUAUACUCACUUCCAGGAGACUGCUCCUGGAGAUCCUUCUUUCUUCGCUGAGUUCCAAGGUGGAAGCUACAACCCGUGGGAUGGCCCCGCGGGUGGAUGCAGAAACAACACUGGGCCUGACUGGGUGAACGUGUUCUACAGAAACAACAUUGCUCAAAAGGUCACUGCUCAUAACAUGUACAUGCUGUACGGAGGUUACGACUAUUCUGCUCCUAUUCAAGAGGACCGCCUGAUUGGCGACAAGUACUCCGAGACAAAACUGCUUGGAUACUUCAUUCGCUCUGCUAAGGACCUUCCUCUGAUCGAGAGAGGUAUCAACGGCACAAACCUCACUACGAGCUCCAACGUGUUCACCCAGGUCCUGUACAACGUCGAGAACAAUGCUCAGUUCUACGUUGUCAGACACGCCAACACCAGUUUGCAGACUUCUCUCUCCUUCAAGCAGAACAUGACCACCUCUCUUGGACACUUCCAGGUGCCUCAGCAUGCCGCUGAUAUCCGUAUCAACGGAAGAGAGUCCAAGAUCCUCGUUUCCGACUACAACGCUGGAGAUCAGAAGAUCAUCUACUCUACCGCUGAAGUUCUGGCUGUCUCAAUCCAAAAUGGCAAGCCCAUCAUCGUCUUCUGGGUUCCUACUGGCGAGAGCGGAGAAUUCUACCUUAAGGGUGCUCAAAACGGUAACGUCAAGCAAUGCAAUGGCUGCUCCAGUGUUGGCUUCUACCAAACCAAAGAUGGCGUCAUUACCAGCUUCGCUCAGGGUUCUGGUAUGAGCGUCUCCCAGUAUGGUAACGGUGUCACUGCCGUCAUUGUGGACAGAUCCUAUGCUUACAAGCUUUGGCACCCUACCUUGACCAACGACCCUCAUGUUCCUCUUGACAAGACUGCAUUGGUCACUGGCCCAUACCUUGUCCGUACAGCAGCUGUAGAGAGAGACACUCUCGCCCUAGUCGGUGAUUACAACGGAACUACUCCUCUUGAAGUCUUUGCUGCAGGUGUCAAGAAGGUCACUUUCAACGGCGAAAGCGUCUCUGUCAAGGCCUCAGGCUACGGCAGUUUGAAGGGAGAGCUUUCUCACGACAAAGUUACUGUUCAGUCGCUAAGUGCCGCACUUCCUAAGUUGUCGCAAUGGAAGAUUGCUGAUGGUCUUCCUGAGCGUGAGGCCAGUUACGACGACUCAAAGUGGGUCAAUGCCAACCACACUACCACACCUCACUGGAAUAAGCCUGCCACCGACCACAUUCUUUAUGCCGAUGAGUACGGUUUCCACGGCGGUAACCUCCUCUGGCGUGGACGCUUUAAUGGUACCAGCAGUGGUGCUUUCAUCAAUGUCAUUGGUGGUACUGGUAGUGGUUGGUCUGCUUGGUUGAACGGCAAGUUUAUCGGAUCAACAUUCGGUGACAUCAAGCUCUCCCAGACCAACCAGACUCUCAAGUUUGGUGAUGCGGUCAAAGCUGGAGAAAACGUUCUUCUCGUCAUUCAAGACCACAUGGGCAAGGACCAGACUACUGGUGCCAUCAAUCCUCGCGGUAUCCUCAACGCCACCUUGACCGACGGUGCGAAGUUCUCUUCGUGGAAGGUCGCUGGUAAGGCCGGUGGUGGUGCCAACAUCGACCCCGUUCGUGGUCCUUACAACGAAGGUGGUCUUCACGCUGAGCGUCUCGGCUGGCACUUGCCCGGCUUCGACGACAGCAAGUGGGCUUCUGGCUCACCUUCUACUGGCCUCAGCACUGCAGGUGCCAACUUCUACCGCACCACACUUGCUCUUGACUUGCCUGAGGGUCAUGAUGUCUCAUUGGCUUUCAACCUUCACGCGACCAAGAGUAAGAAGCUCAGAGCUCAACUCUAUGUCAACGGUUACCAAUUUGGCAAGUUUGUUCCAUACAUUGGUAAUCAGGUUGAGUUCCCUGUCUUCCCUGGUAUCUUGAACUAUCAUGGCAACAACACUAUUGGUCUGUCGAUUUGGUCUCAGGACAACGUUGAGGCAAGCGUUUCUGUCGACGUCAGUGUCCUCGGUGUACACUCUUCGGGCUUCGAUGUUGGGUUUGAUUCAACCUACCUUAGACCUGGAUGGACGAACGAGAGACUGCAAUACUACUAGCCUCGUUGAGUGCUUGGCUUACGAAAAGUAAUGGGAGAGCCGAU
Aureobasidium pullulans EXF-150 is the source of this 3011-nucleotide messenger RNA. RefSeq names its product beta-galactosidase B. Gene Ontology annotation, cellular component: vacuole. The transcript is spliced from 5 exons. Gene Ontology annotation, biological process: carbohydrate metabolic process. Bases 1 to 2967 code for a protein of 988 amino acids. NCBI's taxonomy places the organism in Eukaryota, Fungi, Ascomycota, Dothideomycetes, Dothideales, Saccotheciaceae. The record is from RefSeq and is a predicted model, not a curated record. Gene Ontology annotation, molecular function: beta-galactosidase activity.